Molecule: messenger RNA, 4274 nt
Organism: Numida meleagris (helmeted guineafowl)
Lineage: Eukaryota; Metazoa; Chordata; Aves; Galliformes; Numididae
Gene: KRAS
Product: KRAS proto-oncogene, GTPase
Exons: 6
Coding region: 222-791 (189 amino acids)
Biological process (GO): Ras protein signal transduction
Cellular component (GO): plasma membrane
Molecular function (GO): GDP binding; GTPase activity; GTP binding
Source: RefSeq, a predicted model, not a curated record
AGGGGAGGGGCCGAGGAGCGCGGAGCGCAUCGAUCGCUCCCAUCCAUCGGACGGCCCGCUCGGCGCUCGGCUCCCUCGGCAGCUCCAGCCCCAGCCCUCCCCGUCCCCCGCCAUUUCAGACCGGGACGGAAAGGGACGCGGAGCGGGUGCCGCGCGCGGCGGGCAGGGAGACGCCGGCGUGCUCCCGCGGCCCGCGCAGCGCCGGGCAGGUCUGCUAAAAAAUGACAGAGUAUAAGCUUGUUGUCGUUGGAGCUGGUGGUGUGGGCAAGAGCGCCUUGACAAUACAGCUCAUUCAGAACCACUUUGUGGAUGAGUAUGACCCUACCAUAGAGGAUUCCUAUAGGAAGCAAGUAGUAAUUGAUGGGGAAACCUGUCUCUUGGAUAUUCUUGAUACAGCAGGUCAAGAAGAAUAUAGUGCAAUGAGGGACCAGUAUAUGAGAACAGGAGAAGGCUUUCUGUGUGUAUUUGCUAUAAACAAUACAAAAUCUUUUGAAGAUAUUCACCAUUAUAGGGAACAAAUAAAAAGAGUUAAAGACUCAGAAGAUGUCCCAAUGGUGCUAGUAGGAAACAAAUGUGAUUUGCCUUCCAGAACAGUAGAUACAAAACAAGCUCAGGAUCUAGCAAGAAGUUAUGGAAUUCCUUUUAUUGAAACAUCAGCAAAGACAAGACAGAGAGUGGAGGAUGCUUUUUAUACAUUGGUGCGAGAGAUUCGACAGUACAGAGUGAAAAAAAUCAGCAAAGAAGAAAAGACUCCAGGGUGCAUGAAAAUUAAAAAAUGCCUUGUAAUGUAACAGGGGUGUUGACGAUGCCUUCUAUACAUUAGUUCGAGAAAUCAGAAAACACAAAGAGAAGAUGAGCAAAGAUGGUAAAAAGAAGAAAAAGAAGACAAAGACAAAGUGUAUAAUUAUGUAAAUACAAUUUAUCCUUAUUCUUAAGACGUACUGAAGUAAUUUUUGUACAUUACACUAAAUUAUUAGCAUUUGUUUUUAGCAUUACUUUACUUUCUGCUUCAUGAUCCUGUUAGCUUUACCUGAAUGCUUGUUUUAAAUGACAGUGGAAACUUCAUUCCUCUUAAAGUGCCAGUAUUCUUUGAGUGUUGGUUCUUGAACUAGCAAUGCCUGUGAAGAAAAAUAAAAACAAAGAAAAAAAAACACACAAAAACCUGAGAACUGUCUUAGGACUCUGGUGCAUGCACAGUUGCUAACUUCCUAUUUUUCUUACUGAUUGUGAACUUCUGUUCUGUGUGUAAACAAAACAAUGAAACGAUGCUCUACACAUUCUAACACCCCCCCCUUAAUUUUUACUAUUUUUUAUGUUUUAUUUUUUAAAUCUGGUUGGGAAAAAACAGACUAGCUAGCAAAAAAAUACUUUAUUUUCAGAUUUCCUUUUACUUUUAGACUGACUGCAAUAUAGAGAGACCAGAAGCCUUUAUAGUCUUCCUGUAGAUUUUGCUUCUAGGCAUCUAGUCUUGUAGCAUUUCAGAUCAACUUUAUUGAAUGUAAAGAGAAAACUUUCACAAAAAAAUUUUUCACAGCAAUUUGUCUCAGUCACUCCUUAAAUACUAUAUUUUUUCUAUUAAAAAAAAAAGAAAAAUUAAAAAAAAGACACUAAUGCACAUCUGGCAAUGGAAAAAGUAAAUUUCCAACUAGAUUGAUUUCCUGUUGUUAAUGCGUUUCUUUAAAACUUUCACUUUUUCUUCUGAAGACACCAAGGUGAAAUCUUAGCUCUCCUGAGCCCCAGUGGUAGAUCUCUAGGUAGCUUUUUUCAGUAGGACAGGGUUUCAGCCUUAGUGUCUCUAGGAAGUACUAGAAAGCCUUAAUAGAUAAGUUGAUUCAAAUUCUUAGGUUACUUCAUACAUGGAUCCAGGAUUUAUCAUAAGAAUUAAAUCAGAAUGAAUCCUAAAUUAUAUAGCAAAUUGAAACCAUUUCUUUUUUUUCCCCACGGGUGGCAUGAAAUGUUUCCACAUGCCCAUUUUAUGUAAAAAUAGGAGCAGAAUUUUAAAUUCUAGUAACCUCAAAUCAGUGAAUGAAUGAGCUUGAACUUAGCUGCUUCAUGCAAAUAAUUUGGAAAUCCACUAUGCCAUAAAAAUGGUGUGGAAUUUGCACUAAUCUUCAGCAUAGAACAUGGUUUCCAGAUUCAGUGUUGUUUGUGUGAUGUCUGUGAAGUACUAGUUUUGUUGCACAGAUUAAGUGGUUGGUGAGUGGCAUUCCAGUGUCUAGACUGUCAUGAAACUAGACCAAGAUUUUAACGUUGUCUUUCUCCGUGAUUAAGUCUCUUGUGAUUCUUUUUUUUUUUUUUUUUUUUUUUCCUUCUGAUCAGAAUGAAUGCAGAAUUUUUUAGAAGCUUUCAUUUUUGGUACUGAAAUAGCCUAGCUAUUCUGCACCAAAGCAAGAGCCAGUGUUUCCAGUGCUGCCAGUUCCUGUCGUCUUCCUGUAAAGGUUGCAAUGUUAGAUUCUAUUAGUUGCCUCAGUUCUGUAAGGCACACCGGUACCCAGCCAGUGCAGAACAGAAUUUGAGAGUGUGAUUCCGUGUACCUUAAGAAGUAAAACAGAAGUCGUCGAAGGAGGAUAGCACAGGACGGGACUGGCAAAUUCUGGAAGUCUGGAACAGGGAUUAGCAGCAUUGCCCUAACUUAAGCUAUAACUAAACCGUUACGUGGAAAUUUUACGCAGUAUAAUUUGAAUAUACCAGCGUAACUUAGACCACUGAUAUGAUGCCAAAGGUGCAACUGCAUAAACACAUCAUUUUGCUUCCUACAGAAAAAAUCAGCAGCGACUCUGUUAGGAGGAGAGCUGCAGAGCUGGCAGGGGAAGCUCUGUCUGGAUUGCUGCGUGUUCUUUAUUGGGUCUGAGAAUUAAUAGAUGAGCGCCUUUCCCUGCCUGCGCCACCUGCUCUCCCAGCCCCCCUCUUCUCAGCAUCAACGUGAAAUAUGUUUUAGAUUAUGGAAAAAAAAAAAAGAAAAAUUGUAAUAGCAGAACAUGACUUCAUAUAUUCUAUGGGCCAAUAAGGACUACUGAUAAAUGUUUAACAUCGCAAAACAUUUUACAGCUUCCAAGGUGAAACACAUUUUGGAGGCGGUUAUUUGCGCGGUGUAGAUGCUCUUGAUUUUAUAUGAAGAACAUAGCAAAGCUGGAUAGUGUACCCCAAGCAAACGAGAGCAAUCUUAAGAUGACUUUAAAGAUUUUUGGUAACUGAGUCACACUGCAUGAAAAUUAGGGAUGGUCUAAAAUUCUCACGUUAAUUUAACUGAAAACUGUUAGGGGAAACAAAUUUAUCAGAAAUGUCUUAAUAAUCAAGUGUGGAUUGAUACAGCUCUAAUAUCAAGGUGCUCAUAAGAUAAUUUUUUUCAGUAAGUGUGACCUGUGGCUACCAAUCUAAUGAAAUUAUUACAGAAUUGCCCUGUAACAGCCCUUAUUGACUUUAAGGAAAAAAAAAAAAGAAAAAUACUCAUCCUUGCCACUGUUGUGCAGUUUUGUCUUACUAUUUGUAGAGAUUUGGUGAAGCAUGUUGGAUUGCAGCUUGCACAAGUUGAUCUCAAUUAUUCUGUCUUUCCCUGUUUGAAAUGCUUUCAAAGGACAUACCCGGAUGCCGUCUUUCCUGGCAGUAACUGCUAAAUGAACACGUGAAUCACUCACUGCGUUAAUACAUUACAUUGCCACAUGUCAGGGAGUAACGCCUUCUUACAGUAGCUUUAUGUAACUCUGGUAAACAACGUUAUCACUGGUUUUCUCAGAACUGAAGGUGAUUUUAACCAGUCUCGUUGCCCUAACUUAGGAAGAAAAAAGCUACGCUGCAUAGGAUCUCUGUAAUAGGUAAAUGCAGACACACAAUCUUCUACACUUCAUUCUAUGAAGCAAUACAACUAUUACCUUCAAAGACCAUCAAACUGUAUACCAAUCAUUUUGUCUGAAGUUUACAUAAAGCUACAUAGAUGGUAAACCUUUCCUAACAUUUCUUUAUUCCACUGUCUUGUGUUUUCAUGUUGAAAAUACUUCUGCUUUUUCCUCUUGAGUGCCAACUUCUUACUAGAAUGACUUCUUAAUGUAAUAUGUUUACCUGGAAUGUAUUUUAACUAUUUUUGUAUAGUGUAAACUGAAACAUGCACAUUUUGUACAUCGUGCUUUAUUUGAUGUGGAACAUAUGCAUUGUGAUCCAGUUUUUUCCAUCAUUGGUUGCGUGACGUAGGAAUGUUGGUAAUACCAGAUACUACAUUUAAAAAAAGAAAAGAAAAAAAAAAAAAACCUCUGUUUGUUUUAAAAUUUUUAAUGUUUUUA